AAAAAAAAAAAGGCAAAUGCAUUUCGUUGGCUAACAUUAAAGUUUUUACAAAGUUUCAUUGUAAUACAGAAAAUAAACUCUUGGUGUACCCCUGUAGGAUUACACAGAAGAAAACCAACCAUUCGAUGCCUUUCUUCUUCCAUUCCCAAUCAGAAGGUUAUUUCUGACCCAUUGAAAUAUUAUCUACAAAGAAGAUGAGAGCCUCCUGCAGCAGUCUCGAGUGGUCUGAGAGCUGAACCCAGGUUUGAGGCCUAUCUCCAGGUGGUCCUGAAUAUCCGUGCAUCCCGGGACCUUGUUAGGAUGAACUCACCAGAGGCGUCCUGGGUUGCUCAACGCAGAGACUCUUACCCAGGGUGUCAGCCUCUGAAAGAUACACGUGCCUGGGCCUCUUCCCUGAAGAUGGACCCAGCAGGUCUGGAGGGAGGGCCCUGUGAUGCACCCUGUGAUGAGCCGCUGAUCCAAGCCGCGUGGAACCUCAGCGGGGGUGUGAGCUAUCAGGAACCUGCCGCUGGACAGCAGCGACCAGGAGAAUACGGGUUCUGUGCAUCCGACGGCGGGGACCAAGCAGAAGAGAAAAACCCUUCACCUCUUAUUUCAGAUACCCUAUCAUCUUUACUUUGUUGGAGAGGAGCUGUAAUAGUCUAUGUUAAAGUUACUGUUCAGACAAAGGAUUCCAACAAAUUGCUUUCACUACUUUAUUGGUAAUUUUAAGAACUACGAGGAACUUAGUUGUUUUUUUCUGGAAGAAAACUGGAAUUAAAAUCAUUGAUCCUUUAGAGAAAUAGAACAAAGGAGAAGGGAGUGUACAAAAUAAAUAAGAAAAGAAUUCUUAGCAUACUUUCCUUUCCUGUAUUCUCACUGAGAAAUAAAAAGUAAAUGGGAUAUUGAGAAGCAAAAUUAAUCCUGAUUAGGCUCGCUUUGGGACAAGCAACCACUUUGCACGAUUACCCAUUGUUAGGCGUGAAACUGAGCCGAUGAUCGCUCAUUGUUGAGGAGAAAAGACCUGGAGACCACGCUCAUCCAGUCUCGCUCCUGACCUGCAUCUGAACACCUGAAGGAAGAAACUUUAAGAAGAAAAAGACUUCAAGUGACAGAGGAGACAAAAGUCUCAAAGGUGCAGAAUUCAAGAAGCAUAGCGUCUCAGGAUGGGUGUGAAAGUGACAAAUAGGAGAUCCCCUGACAGCUAAACCCAGGCACGUCCUGGAAUCCCGGGAUGCGGUGCAAGUUUUCAUGGCAGAGCUCACACCAGCAUUGUGUGGAAGAUUAAAUGUUGUUAUGCUUUGAGAUUGGCACUCAUGCUAUUCAUUUUUUAUUAAGAAGUACAAUGAAAUUUAAUGUACUCCAUUUUUGACACCAAUGUAAUGACCAGAUUAAACUAGAUUUUCAAAAAUAAUCAGAGGCCCUGCCCCGCAAACUCCUCCUGGGCCCGGGGAGAUGUGGGUCCAGUUAGUGGCAACUCUAUCUUGGGUGCUGAUCCACCAUGCUGACUUCAGACCAGCGCCAGUCUCCUGAGCGCCUCCCAAUUCCUAUGUGAUUUCCUGUCCCUAGUGUGUGAACAUGUCAGCCUUGAUGUGAUUACACAGAUUAUGGGCCAUGACACACCUACCACUCUGCCUGUUCUGAAGGGCUGCCUUUAAUUGUCUUGCAAAGAGCACUUACACCUCUUCCCUAGGGCACAGAAGCCCUGGGUCUGGGGUGACAGGUACAGAGACCUACCUAUCCUCCAGCCACCCAAGACCAUGCUUCUGUCUGUAAAUUCCCCCAAUAAAACACCCUUUACUAACAAAUGUGAUUGAUCUGGCUUAUUCCUUGGUUUCUCGGCUCCUUCGGCAUUUGGGGGCCGUGUUGCAUAUGCGGCCCUUUCCUGGAACAGGAGACAAUGCUCUACGUCACGUUCCAGGACAAAUGACCUGGCAGAGCAUAGCAGAUGAUAUCAGGGGGCUUCUGAGCAGGACCUCAUUCUCCACAGCUCUCCUUCACAGUGACAGGAGUCAUGCGGGAUGGAUGGCCUUGCCCGGGGCACUUUUCACUCUGCUCACGCCUUACACUCUUCCUUUAUUCUGUUAACGCUCAUCGGCUAAAAUAGCAGUUUAUGUAUAACUAAUUCUUUUAGCAUCUGUUGAGCACUACGCUAUGCCUAAGGAGAGAAAGACUGAUAACUGAUGGUAACUGAUCAUCCAACCGGUUCACAUUCAGGUGGGAGACAAACAUUUAGAUGAAUGAGUCUGAAACCUGCUACACUGGGAGCUUUUUACAAAAGCUUGGAUCCCACUCCAAACCAACUGAGUCAAAGUCUCUGGGAGAAACACUGCCUGGGGAAGUAGUAUUUUAUUAGUAGUAUUAUUUGAGACAGUCUCACUCUGUCACCCAGGCUGCAGUGCAGUGGCAUGAUCAGAA
Molecule: messenger RNA, 2397 nt
Organism: Cercocebus atys (sooty mangabey)
Lineage: Eukaryota; Metazoa; Chordata; Mammalia; Primates; Cercopithecidae
Gene: ATP11AUN
Product: ATP11A upstream neighbor
Exons: 2
Coding region: 301-705 (134 amino acids)
Source: RefSeq, a predicted model, not a curated record